Molecule: messenger RNA, 5076 nt
Organism: Strongylocentrotus purpuratus (purple sea urchin)
Lineage: Eukaryota; Metazoa; Echinodermata; Echinoidea; Camarodonta; Strongylocentrotidae
Exons: 12
Coding region: 237-1991 (584 amino acids)
Cellular component (GO): plasma membrane; cytoplasm
Source: RefSeq, a predicted model, not a curated record
ACAAGCAUCGCUCCCACUACAAACUAUCCACUACAAUCAAUAUAGGGGAGCUCUUGUUUCAACAGCACUUUACUAUCACGAGGGUCAAUGUUGAGUUCAGAUUUCUACAUUUGACGUUCUUCCAUAUUCUUGGUUUGUGUGGACAUUCAUUUCAGCUUUUUACUUGACGAAGAAGAGGAUUUAAGGGCCUUUUAGGUCAUCUCUGUCGCGCAAAUAGAGGAGUGUAACGUGAGACAAUGGAGGACGAUGCUCAAGAAAAAAUCCAUGAGGGAUAUCUCAUCACAGGAGAGCAGAAGAAUGUCGAUGGAGGAUCCACCGUUGAUUUCAAGAAACGGAACAAGGUCUAUUUCGUUCUCUGGAAGCGUGGAAAACAUCUUUACAAUCUGGAAGGUUUUACAAACGAAGCGGCGUUCAAAGGGAGGAGGAAGAGCUCCGUCAAUGUGUUUGGAGGUAGAAAGAAAUCUCUCGGUUCUAGUAGGAUCCCAUCUCACAUUCUGACGUCAAGGGUCAACGUUCAUUGUAUGGACAUGAAGAUAGGUCGAAAAACAAAUCACGUGAUCAUUCUCAUACACUCCAAGAUUCCCUAUUACUUCAAAACAAUGAAAGAGCAAGACAUCAAACCUUGGUAUAAAGCUUUUUCUCGUGUAUCUAAAGACAUGGAGACGAGGAAUGAAGACAGAAAACCUUCAGAAGAUGUGGUCCUUCGUGUUAAAAAUCCUAACACCAAUAGCACGGCGAGUAGGGACAGCGGUCGAAGUUCGGAUGCAUCCUCCGCGCGAUCGUCAGUAGAUUCGUCUGGUAGUCGUAAUAGUGACAUCAUCAGUAGCUGCCCUCCAUCACCAUCGUUCAUCCCGAAUAACAUCGUGUUCGAGAUGGAUGAAACGGAGGACCACGGGGAGGACGAUGAUGAGGAUCACAUCACACCGUUAUCAUCUGGGCAGAAGGCACGGCGAAAACUCGCAAGGUCGAUUAUCUACAAGAAGGUAGAACGAAGUGACUCGUCUGGUGAAUGUAAGAAGAAGUAUGACUAUACCGAGGCGAGUCAUAUGGUAUAUGAUUCUGUGAUUCGAACAAGCAUCGCUGGCGAUGACGAGUGCGAUGCUCCUCCAAACUUACCACAAAAGAGAAGAGGUCGUCGAGGUUCAGAACCAAAUCUACAGGUACCGGACGUAUUUCGUCAUCGUCGGGAUCAGAGCCAUUCUCCCAAACUAGACAGGCAAAGAAUCCCUGAAGAGGGGUCACCCCCUCCCCUCCCAGCCAGACCCCCUUCACAUUAUUAUGAGAACACUCGCAGGAUGUCUGUUCCAACUCUUCCAAGCUCACACAAGCCUGAUAGUCAGCAAGAAAAGGGCCCUAAAGUAGUAGAUAUCAGUUUCUUGAUGUGGGAGCAGUCCAAGGGAGCGGAUGGCAUCGUGGUUGAAUUCUCUAAAGCUGAGUUACUGGAUUCAGUAGUCUUAAUCACCAUCAAUAACGAAGUUUGGGUUGCUGGCUGGAAGAAAGACCUGAACAGUCAGUUGUAUGGUAGGCUACAUGUGGGUGAUAAACUGCGUCAAAUUAAUACCCAAGUAGUGACAUCAGCAGAACUUGCCAUGGAAUUCAUCCGAACAACAGCUAUCGAUAAGAUAGAAAUCACACUGUAUCGGUUACCAAAUGCAAACAUACUGAACCUUAACAGAUCUGAUCGCAGUAAACAGUGGGGUAUUCAUCUCAAGUCUAACAUCGAGAUUAAAUCGCUAGCGGAGGGUCCUGCUGUGAAGGAGGGGCUUACACCAAAGGCUAAGGCUUUCUUCUCGGGAAAACCUUGUGACUGGGUCAUCACCGAGAUCAGUCACCAACGCGUUCCUCUCGUCAAGAGUAGCAAAAAUCAGGAUUUGGUGAAAGCUGAACUCGAAGAGGACCAUUUAGUAAUCCCAAUGGUAGUACAACCUCAUGACUUCAUCAAGAAACUUACUGAAGCUAUUGAGAAGAAACGGGGCUCUCAGUUCUACUGAAAGUCGUCACCUUCGACUGCCCUACGACGCAAUCAAGCGAUCACUGGCUCGAUAUCCUUAUCGGCAUUCCUUGCCAUCUUGAUGCAGAACUACGUCUUACUUGCAGGUAUAUCUGCCAUUUUGAAGAGAACACAGAAUGUAAUAGAGUGGGUUUUAACGUGUGAUGACCAAGGACAUCAGCACAAAGUAAAUACCAUUCAGGGUUGGCUGGUGAUGUGAAAGUGCACUCUGUUAUUACCAGUCCAUGAGUUGAUGUUUGUGGUCUCGGAAUGCUUACAUAUUAUUCUAAACUUGUGCAACAGGUUGGUAACUGUGAUUUUGGUUUCGCACGUUCAUGAAAUGUGCCUUCUGACACGACGAUGUUGACAGUGAAAAGAAAAUAAGCAAUGAAAGAACAGCUAAAAUACAGAGCACAUUCGGGAGGUUUGACAGUCACAAAUUGCGGUCCAAAUCUAUACCAGUAAAGUUUCGCGAUGAAAUCAUCAUUAUUAUCACAAACAACAUCCUUCCUAUACCAUCAAUACAUAUUUCUGAAAAAUGUAACUACAUUUUGGAAGUUUUUUCACUGGGAUGUUAGAAAAACAAUGCAUUAUUGUUCACAACACCCAUGUGGCGUUAUAUUUCUGUUUUAAAAAGCAUUUAAAGGCUCAGUACAUUAUAUCUUUGACAGUAGAAAAGUUUGAAUACACUGUACACUGUCGCCCAUAAAGUUGGCCUUUUUCUUGGCUCAUUUCUUGGCUUAUUUCUUGAAAUGAUUGUUAUUGUGUAUGUGGCAUUCGAUGAGUUGUGACUGUUGUGUCAUAUGUGAUCGUGAUUGUGCUUUAAUCUUUGGCAUUUCGACUUAAUUCGUUUGAUAUUGUAGUAUUUUUUGUAUAUAUAUAUACUGAAUUUGUAUAAUGUAUUCUGUUUCAAUGUUUGUUUGUAUCUCUUCCGUUGAGAUGUCAGCAUGAUCGUAUCUUUAAUUUCAGAUUUUGACAUUUUGACAGUUUUUAAAAGGGAAGUCUACCCUGAUAUCGAGUUGGUUUUUAAUAGAAGCAGAAAAAUAAGAGGGACAGGUCAGCGAAAGUUUGGGCAAAUUCCGAUUAAAAAUAAGAAAGCCAUUAAUUAUUUGAGUUGAGAUCAAUCAAAUACAAACUAGCAAAUCUGUAUAGGCUACGUAUCUUUCAAGGUCCCCUCCAAUUUGCUCUAUGUACUUAACAAAAUAUUAACAAAAAACUUUCUUUGACCAUAAAUUGAUAUCGGGGUGGACUUCGCAUUUCAUUUCAAUUCCAAACAUACCAGAGUAGAAAAUAACAAAGAUCUUCAUAUUAUUUCAUGUCCCGGUAAUUUAAAUGUUCUCAUUUGAUAAUAUAUAUGAAUGUGUACACAUAACUCUAAUAUCGAAGCAGGGUAUCGCAAUCCUGUAAAGAAAAAUAUAAUCUUAAUGAUUCAUAUAUGUAUGUUAUAUCUCAUAUAUUCAAGUCGCAUAAGACGUAAUUAUACACACUGGUACAUCGUGUACUCAGAUUAGUGAUGGCAUGUUACAGAAAAAAUGAAAACUCUAAUUAUGUUGGUGCUCAUAUACUUGGAAAGCCGCAGAGUGUAAAAAUUAGAAAAAGUAGCAUAAUACAGAUAAUAUCUAGACAUACUAGUUUGAUAUACUGAUUCAUGUCAGCCACAAUACAAUUUAUUGAGUCAGGUUAUUUCAUUUUAUAAUUUAGCAAGUCUUUACAAUGCAUUCUAAUCUAAGUAAAUAUGGUGAAAAGAUGUUUGUUAUUUCCACAUACAACAUUUAUCGCAUAUAACACCAAAAAACACCUUGUAAAACAAAUAUCAUUCAAGAGCCUUGCUACUCCCCGAUCACCAAGAAGAGUCAAGGCAGUACAAGCUGGAAAAUAAUUCACAGAUUGUUAUGAGUUAUUAACCUUAAUUGAUGACUUAGUCUGAAAAAUGAAUGUCAAUCUGAAGAAAAAAAUUGUUCCUACAUUGAUUACAUUAUGAACAUCGGUUUCAAAGCUUUCUUACUGCUUUAAUAAUAUAAUUGGACAUGGUCUACCUGUGCAAUGAUAACAAUCCAGAUGUUUAAGCUUUAUUAUAUAAUGACCUUGCUUGGCACAAAAUGACAACUUAAUAAUAAGGGUAUAAACAGCAUGGCCCUUACAUGAAGGUGUUAACGCAUUUAGUGAGCUUCUAAUAUCUUGUUCUUUGUGCCGAAUUGUACAAUGCAUUGACAAUACAUUAGUGGAUAUACAAUUAUUUUCUAAAUAUUUAUGUAUUCUGUUUUCAUGGUUACUUGUAGAUUAUAAUAGAUUGCUGUAUUUAUUUUUAAAUGUAUUUAUAGAUGUUUGCCAAUUUACCCUUGUAUGUUGUUAAUACCGAUAUGAAAUAUGGAUUGUAAACGCAACAAUAACGUCCGAAAAAAAUCCAGAUACUUUUCGUAACAACUGGGAUCCCUCAGUGAAAUAUAUUUACUUAUGAAGUUAUCAAGCUUGUGAAUAAAUAACAGUGUACAUGAAAUAUAUAGGUCUAGUUUUUUAAUAGUCUGCUAAACAUGAAGGGGCAAAUUGGUAAGUUCCCUAAAGAGGAGAGUAUGUGAACUGUCUUAUGUAAAGCGUACAUGUAAAUCUAUAUACCGCUUAGUCAAACUGUUUAGAUAUUCCACUGCAUUAAAUGAUGCCGGUGAUGGAUGUGUAUUAUAAGCAUGAGAUCAAUGCCUCUACAGACCAUUGUACAAACCUUCACUUCAUAUUAUUCGUUUGCAAGUCAUAAAACGGACAAUUCUAGUCAAGGUUUAAUUUUCUUAGUAGUAAAAAGAUUCAGAAUGAAGGCUGAUAAACUAUAAUCUGUCAUUGUGACAUAUUUAGAAGUUAUGAGAGCUGAUGAAUGUGUUUUAUAGAUAAAGUAUAAACUUGAGGUCCAUGCGUACUUACAAAAAUGUAAAUCUAUUCGGCGGGCAUCCAUUUCAACUUUUAUGGCGGGUACCAGAUUACAUACAGGAAUUUAUUAAUUCCAACGUUGCAUUUAUUUGUAAUUUUUUUGUUAGUUGAUUGUUAAAAGGCAAUGUAAUCAUUUUUAUUCAAAGUGCUGGUUCACAUUAAAUAAUAUG